GAAAUGCGCGCGGUAAAUAUUUGUGUUUUAGUUUAUUCACAUUAUCCAAUUUUUUGCUAAAAGCCUCAUAAAAAUAUAUGUAAACAUGGAUAGCUGUUUCGCUGAUAUAAUGGUGGAGUUUCUUGCUGUAGCUUUCCAUAACAUUCUUUAUUAUGCGUCAGUCUAUCCAAAAAAUGUAUUCGAGACAAGAAGAAAAUAUAACAUUGUAGUUUACCAAUGCAUUCAUCCAGAAAUUAAGCAAUACAUCGAUUUGUGUUUAAAAAGUGCGUCAGAAUGCUUAAAGGCAGGUCAACUUCAUCGAAUAAUAUUCUCUGUAACUAAUAAUAAGUAUGAGCCUCUUAUGAAGUUUGUUUUUGAUGUGAGUAAAAAUGAAACUUUUGAUGACAUCAAUGACGCAUAUUUGGUGCAAGUAGAGCAAAACCUACGCGCAUUUUGUUUACAAUUGUCUGCUUUAUCGGAUAAAUUCAGAAGUUUACCAGAGGACGUUAGUUUCACCAUCAACCUCCACACUACAGAGUCUACUGCGGUAUCUAUGGCUACCAAUCCAGAUUUUGAAGAAUUCCCUUUAGUAGAAGUUAGUGAAUUGACACAAGAUACUGAUAUUAUUGUACCCAUAAGAAGUUUUCCAAUAAGAAGAUUUAAAUUGGACACUUACAUUGAAAUGCCGACAACCUGAUUUUCAAAUAGGGUGAAUGAUGGUUAUUUCCUUAAAAAAGGACUUAAUUUCGGUG
Messenger RNA from Amyelois transitella, 731 nucleotides. RefSeq names its product mitotic spindle assembly checkpoint protein MAD2B (gene PolZ2). The transcript has a single exon. The record is from RefSeq and is a predicted model, not a curated record. Lineage: Eukaryota; Metazoa; Arthropoda; Insecta; Lepidoptera; Pyralidae. Gene Ontology annotation, cellular component: zeta DNA polymerase complex. The coding region runs from base 86 to 676 and encodes 196 amino acids.